Paramecium pentaurelia is the source of this 513-nucleotide messenger RNA. The record is from the annotation of a GenBank genome assembly. NCBI's taxonomy places the organism in Eukaryota, Ciliophora, Oligohymenophorea, Peniculida, Parameciidae.
AUGCUCUUUAAUAUUAAUUUUAUUUAAGAUUUAUAAAUGUAAGAUGUCCUGAAAAAUCUUUUAAUUUACUUUCAAUCUUCAGAAUUAAUAACAUUGUAGCCAAUGUUGAUCAAGUUAAAAAUUAAUGCGUUAUUUGAAAAUUUAUUAGAUUAAUAUUAUCUAAAGGGUCCAGGAAAACUUUAAGUAUAUCAAAUUAAUGCAGAUCUCCUGACUAAUUUAUAAGGCUAAUUUACAUAGCUUGCUUUUUUUUAUUGCUUUAUUGUUUUCUACAAUAUUUUAAAAGAUUCUUAUUUAAUUCUUGGUUUACAAAUAAAUAUUUAUUAAGGGUUAAAUUAAGUAAAUCUAUUUUCCUUAAUUGUGCUACUAUAAAAGGAUAUCUCAUAAGUAAAAAGGUGCUAGCUAUUCAGUUUUUUAUAUAAAGUUUAAGGCUUGACUUAAAUAUUUUAUGCAAAUAGCUGGGAUUUGAGCUUCAAAGCAAUAUUAUUUUUAUUUUAAUUAACUCAUUAACACUGA